This is a messenger RNA of Fusarium venenatum, 411 nucleotides long. RefSeq lists its product as uncharacterized. The record is from RefSeq and is a predicted model, not a curated record. Lineage: Eukaryota; Fungi; Ascomycota; Sordariomycetes; Hypocreales; Nectriaceae.
AUGUCUAACCAAAGGAACAUCGCAGCCUCAGGUCUAUGGGGAAAGGGCAAACAUAUCACUAAACCCGCCCCUGCCCUGAAGGGUAUUCUGAAGUUGUCCCAGAAUACCCCAUCCUCCCCCGAUACCUCACGACAUAUCAAGUUCUGCCGCAAAGCCGACACAAUUGUCUACAUCCCAUCCAAGAAUCGCGGCCGUCGCCCUUCUCGCCGCAGGGAUGACUGGGUGAUAGUCUCUCGUCCCGGCGAGAAGUAUACGGCCUCCCGGGCCGAUUCAGAAAUCACCAGCUACGGUGACGUUAUGGAUUUCUUGGAUGAAGACUGCGCUGCCUUCAUCCUCAGUGAGCCGUUCGAGCACGCAUGCAUUCGACUUCAGCGCCAUCUGCAGCAUGACUCUAAGACAGACCGUAAGUGA